Molecule: messenger RNA, 1521 nt
Organism: Emericellopsis cladophorae
Lineage: Eukaryota; Fungi; Ascomycota; Sordariomycetes; Hypocreales; Bionectriaceae
Product: serine/threonine-protein kinase psk1
Exons: 1
Coding region: 1-1521 (506 amino acids)
Biological process (GO): protein phosphorylation
Molecular function (GO): protein serine/threonine kinase activity; ATP binding
Source: RefSeq, a predicted model, not a curated record
AUGAUAAGCCCAGCAUCUGCCGCGCGCAACACCGUGCGCGGCUUCCAACCUACCCCGAUAGCAUCCGGAGACGAGGAUUCUGACCACGGCUAUGAGGCAUCGCGCAAGAACUUGAGGGGACGUGGCCGUGUCGACGACGUUGUCAGUGCUCAUUGUAGUCCUGUCAUGCGAGCCAACCCCUCGCCCAGCGUGUCUGGAAUUGCUAUGCUCCGCAUGCAGAUGGAACCUCUCAGCCUGGAUGGAACUCCAGGGUCGACUCCCAUAUCUCGCACGACCAGUCGCCAGGGACAGUCCGCCGGCGUCAGCCGCUCUCAUAGUCGCGAUGGCGCGCCCAGUGAAGCCGGCAGUGAAAGCUCAGGCAACGGGACCACCAGCUAUGAGAUAGAGCUUCAUGCUGAUUUCGCCAGCGAAAGCGUCAAGGAUCAUGGCUCUGGGUAUCUUGACAUCAACAGCCAGAGCUUUGACCCAACCCGAAAAAUGACUUCCGGCGAUUUCGAAUCACUGCGUUGUCUGGGCAAAGGGACAUACGGUACAGUGCUCCUGGUCAAGCAGAAGGCCACCGGCAGACUGUAUGCGCAGAAACAAUUUAAAAAAGCCUCGCUUGUUCUCAAGAAGAAGCUAAUCGAACAGACCAAGACGGAGCGUCAGAUUCUUGAGUCCGUCAACCGCCACCCUUUUGUCGUCAAGCUGUUCUACGCUUUCCAGGACCAUGAGAAGCUGUACCUCAUCCUAGAGUACGGCCAAGGCGGCGAAUUGUUCACGCAUCUGAAUACUGAGAAGAUGUUCUCGGAGCCUGUCGCUGCCUUCUACAUGGCUGAGAUGUUGCUGGCUAUCUCCCACCUGCACAACGAUCUGGGUGUAGUGUACCGGGACCUGAAGCCGGAGAAUUGCCUGCUUGACGCCGACGGUCAUCUCCUUCUCACAGACUUCGGCUUGUCCAAGGUUUCGGCCGAGCCUACAGACGAGUGCAACUCUUUGCUGGGAACAGUCGAGUACAUGGCCCCCGAAGUGAUCCUAGGGAAGAAAUAUGGCAAAGCUGUUGACUGGUGGUCAUUCGGCGCCUUGGGUUACGACUUGAUGACGGGCAAUCCGCCCUUCCGUGGUGGCAACCACGCAAAGAUUCAAGAGAACAUUGUCAAGCAGAAGCUUGUUAUGCCGUACUUCCUCGGCCCUGAUGCCAAGGACCUCCUCACCCGUCUGCUCCGCAAAGAGCCGGGCAAGAGACUCGGCUCUGCUAUGCCCAGGGACCUGACAACGCUCAAAAGGCACCGCUUCUUCCGCAAGAUCGAUUGGAAGAAGCUCGAGGCACGAGAAUUGGAGCCUCCCAUCCAGCCCAUGAUCACAGAUCCAGAGCUGGCUGAGAAUUUUGCGCCCGAGUUCACUGAGCUUGCUCUCAGUCCAAUGUUGACCUCGAAGGAUUCAGGCUUCCUGAGCGCAUCAAAGGACGACGUCUUUGGAGGAUUCAGCUUCGUAGCCUCUUCGAGCUUGCUGGACGAGCACCACUUCCCCCUGGCCGUUUGA